Molecule: messenger RNA, 774 nt
Organism: Phycomyces blakesleeanus NRRL 1555(-)
Lineage: Eukaryota; Fungi; Mucoromycota; Mucoromycetes; Mucorales; Phycomycetaceae
Exons: 6
Coding region: 1-774 (257 amino acids)
Source: RefSeq, a predicted model, not a curated record
AUGUCUUCUAAUACGCAGCAAACCAAAAAAAUGGAAAAGACAACUACAAAAAAGUCUGUUCAACAAACUGCUGGGACAGCAGCAAGCACAAGACAACGGGAAAUUCUUUCCAGCUUGACAGUUAGCGCAGAGUUAGAUGGUACUAAGGUCUACCACAACAUGGGAGCAACCAAUGGCCAGAAUAACAAUUCGAACCAUAGUCCCAUCAGUCAGGCUCUUACUACAGAAGAAUAUAUAAAGUACCACCUUCCAACGGUUUUGAGAUUGAUCCGUUCUCAAACACAAGCAGUUCUGGCAACAAUGCCAUUGACAGUCAAUGAAGGCAUCUUCUCGACAUCCAACCAUCCCAUUGCUGAUGUAGUGCAGAGCUACACACGUCAGCAAGCUGAAGGCAAAAGCUUUGCUGGAAAAGAUAGCUUAACAAAAUCGGAUUUCUCGAUGCUGGUCCAGAAAGACAAAAGCUACAAAGAAAUUCACUUGGCCAACAAGACAAACCUUGAGUCUAAGUUUGGUGAGACUGUUGUUGACCUUCUGGACUAUGACAUGUUGUCUGAUAUUGAGUCAGAUGAGGAGAAGAAUAAAACUAGAUAUACUCCUAGAAAUAGACAUCCCUUGAUGGAUGAAUACUUUACUGUUUUGAAGAAACAGAGACUUGCUAACAAGGGACCAGACGUCAUUGGCAAUUCUGUCUAUCCAAUUAUUUUGAGAAACACCGAGUUAUCCAAUGAGAAAAAGGCACAUGUUGCUGCUUGGAUUCACACAUGCCAACAAUAA